ACUAGAAUAUAAGCUUGGGUAUUUGAGCAGUUUUAUCAGAGACAUUAGUGAUCACCGUCAUCUACGAAUCCCGCUACCAUGACAGGUUUGCUAGACGUCCCGCAAUCCGACCACACGGUCCGAGUAAGGAUGGUUGAUACCACUACUCUAAUGAGCCUCCGAACAGAGACUCUCAUCCAGCCUCUACAGUUAGGCCAUGAGUUCCUUAAUCUGACAGACGUCGCAUUUCUGAUCGAAAACGAUGCGCUCAACAAGAAAAUCAUGUUUGACCUAGGCUCACGGAAGGACUAUUGGAAUCUUCCUACCGUUGCGAAACGGGGGAUCAGUAAGAUCCUGUCCGCUCUAAAGGUGGAGAAGGAUGUGGGAGAAAUCUUGAAAGAGAGUGGAGUCUCAUUGGAAGAGAUCACAUCCAUCAUCUGGUCGCAUUAUCACUGGGAUCACAUUGGAGACGUUGCCAAGUUUCCACCUUCAACAGAAUUGAUUGUUGGUCCUGGCUUUUUGAAAGACCCAGCUCUAUUUCCAGGCUACCCUGAAAACCCAAAUUCUCCCGUCCCGGCAGAUGCAUUCCACGACCGUGAGGUAGUUGAGCCUGACUUCCCCCUGAGAGUCGCAGGCUAUCGCGCCAUGGACUUCUUCGGGGAUGGGUCUUUCUAUCUUCUAGACACCCCCGGUCACUGUGUAGGCCACAUCUGCGGCCUCGCUCGUACAACAAAACACACUUUCAUUCUUCUCGGCGGCGACAUCUGCCAUUUCGCUGGCGUAAUUCGACCCACCCCAGAAGUUCCAUUCCCAGCCCAUUUCCCCCUUGAAACCUUGGAUAGCGAUCCAUUCUUCCCUGUCCCAUGUCCAUGCAGUAUCUUCACCGAUCAUCAUCCGAUUACUCAAAUAGACCGUGAGAAAACUCCCUUCUACGACAUAUCUGCCUUGGAAGCCAGCGUGUUUGAUGACCCUGGGAUUGCACAGCAAUCCGUGGAUCAGCUGCGACGAAUUGAUGCUUUACCAAAUGUGUUUAUCUGCAUUGCGCAUGACCCUGAGCUGGUGCGGCAUCUUCCCACUUUGAAUAAGUCCCCUGAAGCGGACCUGAACGAGUGGAAGAGGAAAGGAUGGAAGAGGAAGGUCCGGUGGGGAUGGGUGAACGAGUUGCCUCGUGCAGGUCGGCCAGGAAGGAAGCCAAUUGUUCAAAGGUUCUGGCGGGGGGGCAGUAUCUGGGAAGAUGCGUUCAAGGAGCUGUUCGGCGCAGAGCCUUGAUGAUUGCGCGUGUGGUCAUUUAGAGAUAUCAGGUUUAUAGUGUAUCGUCAAGAUUUGAUGACUUAAGAGUUGAAAUGUUUAGCUUUUAAAGCCUCUCUCUGCGCAGA
Molecule: messenger RNA, 1355 nt
Organism: Aspergillus homomorphus CBS 101889
Lineage: Eukaryota; Fungi; Ascomycota; Eurotiomycetes; Eurotiales; Aspergillaceae
Product: MBL fold metallo-hydrolase
Exons: 3
Coding region: 79-1248 (389 amino acids)
Source: RefSeq, a predicted model, not a curated record